Messenger RNA from Arctia plantaginis, 5106 nucleotides. The record is from the annotation of a GenBank genome assembly. Lineage: Eukaryota; Metazoa; Arthropoda; Insecta; Lepidoptera; Erebidae.
AUGGCUUUGGGUUUGCCCUUCAUGAAUAAUUCAAAUUUUCGUGGUCAGGAUUUACUGCCGUAUGUCGGCGUCGUCGGUGUCGCAGAAAGUGUGAGUGCAAGUGAUGUCGUUGAAGUCAGUGAGGAAAACAAGUGCGUGAAACAGGAAGAAGUGAGCAAGCCGGAGGUGUGCACCAACAGUGAGUGUGAAGUGAAGAGUGAAGUGAGUGGUGGUGUGGGCGCGGAUGGUGUUGCCAGCGCCGUGGCCUCCGAGGAGGACGACUGUGUGAUAGUGUGCGCUCGAGAUGCGGACGAUAGGUCUGACUCGGGAGUGAGCGGUGUGCGUUCGGGCGGCUCGGCCAGCUCGGUGGAGGAGCGCGAGUGGCGCGGCAUGGCGCACGGUUACGGCGGUGGUCCUCCCCCGCCCCUGUUGCACCUGCCCCCGCCACCGCCCCCUACGCUUUACAGCAGUGAGCUGCUGUGGAAGCAGCGGUACCAGUCACCUAUUCAUCCACCGCUACACCAUGAGAUCGCUGCGGAUUAUCUGGCGGCUGCAACCUACGAUAGAGAGAGACAUGAAAGACUGCUACGAGAUCGAAGAGAUCAGGAGCAACAACGGGAAAUGCUGGAGAAGCAGCAGAAAGAAAGAAAGGAGAGAGAACGGAUAGAGCAAGAACGAGAAAGGGAACGUGAACGUGAGAGGGAGAAACAGGAAAGAGAAGAGAAAGAAAGAAGAGAUCAAGAAAAUGCAGCCUCGAAACUUGUUUCGAGACAUUUCGAGGAAUCUUUUAGGCUGGCUAACCAAAAGCGGGAGCGCAUGUCAUGGUCACUACUGCACAGCUUGGGGCCGAACCGAGGGGCUCCGGCGCCUGAGCACGAGCGUCUACGUGCUCCACCCCCAGAUGGGCGAUAUUAUUCUCCGCCCGGGCACCCACCCCAACACCCCACGCAUCCCUCCCACCCUUCACCGCGACCACCGGCGGGAUCCCCAGCCGACUACUGUCCGCCUCAUGCGAGGAUCUCUAUACCUUCGAAACCUGAUAAACCUACCCCUCAUCCAUCUCUACCUAAAGGCGAACCCAAUUUUGCGCCUUAUAGCGCCUUAUACCCUCCCUACCGCGCAUAUGAGAAAAUGAAAGACCAGCACUUACCAGCACCGCCGCCACUGGUUCCUGAGAAAAACUCUGUGAUAGUAAAACACGAUGCCAAGCAGAUCCACCUAGAGCAGAAGCAUCCAUAUCCAAGUAAACCUCGAAGCGAGCCGUCCCCACACUACCUUCCAUCAAGACCAUACCGAACAGGACCCUCGCCACAUGCGCCGCCACACCCACAUCCCACACUUCAGACCUCCUCGCCACAUGCUGCUUUGCCAGCCCAAGAUAAAAACGCACGGCGGAUGUAUCAACCUCCACCCCCACGUUCCCCAGCAUACUAUCAAACCGCUCCCCCUGUGAAGCCAAAAGUGUCCAGCCCGGCACCACCUCACAUAUAUGGUAAGCCGAGCAACUCGCCAAGCCCAGCGCAUUAUGGGGUUGCAGUUGAGCCCCCGCCCAUGCCUCUUACUAAGGUAGAACCGCCGAAGGUGCCCUAUCCUCCGCCCUACGCGUCCAAUCAGUGCACGCGGCCACCGCCUCCCGCACAUUCACGGACCCCAGAACCGCGCCCAUCUCCACGUCCUAUCGUAGAGGCCAACCCCACUUCGCCCUGCCAACUACAGCCCCUCGAUUUAGGAAUGGUGCGUGACGACCCCGAACGUUUAUCACCAAGACGAAGAGGAGCAGCUGAACCCCCAGAGGUGGACGCUAAGCGACGACGGCUAGACGAAUCGACGGCGCCAGAGCCACUAAUAGCAGCGGCAGCCGGUGCCGGUCGAACUCCCCAUGGAUCCGAGCCUGCACCUCAAGCACCUGGUCCGCCCUGUGACGUUCGCGUACCUUCGGCCGAUGGAAGUGUGGCUACACCUGAGCGUGCAGCUGGAGCCUCUCCAGCACCGCACCUAACACCAGCCGCGAGCCCAGCACCGGCGACACCGGUGCCGCCGGUUGCUGCCUCGCCGCCGACUGCGGCUGCUCCUCCAACGGCACCUACCCCUCCAGCACCACCUGCCACUCCACCUGUAACACCGGGAGCAGAGGGGGACACACCCGCAAAAACAGCCGCGUCACCUCGUGACUCUGGCGGCGCACCUGUGCGACAUCUUGGUAAGAAAGCCUGGCUGCAACGGCAUGAGACCGCUCCCAUCGGAGAGGGUGACUGCUCCGGUGGAGGCGGCACGUGUAUAACGCUUCCUAUGACGAUAAACCGAGCUUCGGAGCAGGAUGACUCGAGUUCGAAUAUAGUCGUGCCGGUGGCAGCCAAGUCCAUACAACGCGGAACACGCAAGACUUCAAAACCACGGAAACCCAAGGAGCCGAACGGUCGCGCUGAAGAUGCAGAGGAGGACAGCUCCAGUUCAGAUCGAGAGUCAGCCGCGCCACCUAAACGCAAGCCACCUAAGGCGAAGCGGAAAAAAGGAGUGGUCCCCCGAAAAGCCAGCGACGAACCGAAACGAAAAAAGGCGUCCGAAAGCGGAAGCGAGAGUGACAAGGAGAGUGAUGAUAAAGACUCUGAUUCGGGCGGUAGCGGCAGUGGAAGCGGUAGCACUUCGAGCCGACGCGGUGGCGCAGGGCGAGCUCGUGGUCGCCGAGCGCGAGGUGGAGGCCGCGGCGGCCGGCGGCGGGACGAGCCGCCGCGCCGCACGCCUCAGUCCUCGUCUACGUCCCGGCCUGCACCCGACUCCUUUCUGCAGAACGGGCCGUGCUUCGAGGUCGCGCCGCGCCUCGCUAAAUGCCGCGAGUGCCGCUGGUCACCUGCUCAACGCGACAAAGAUAUGCCAAACAUAUUUUGUCGUUUCUAUGCUUUCCGAAGACUGAAGUACGCCAAAAAUCGGCAGCUGGCUAUAGCCGGCUUCUCGGACCCCUACAAGGAUGCUGAAGAGGAUGAUAAAAAACUUUGGCUAUCGUCAUCCGCAGGGGCGGCCGAACUAGACAUUGAAAUGAGUUGCUUCCUCUUGAAGGAAAUUGGAGACCAGUUCUGUGAACUGUUACAACAGGAGAAGGAGGCUGAAUUCCAUCAUUUGAACGAUGAUAAAACAAUAGCAUGGAAAAGAGUAGUGCAAGGCGUGAGAGAAAUGUGUGAUGUCUGUGAGACUACUCUAUUCAAUUUCCACUGGACGUGUGGAAAGUGUGGCUUUGUCGUAUGCUUAGAUUGUUAUAAGUCCCGGACAUCCGGUGAGUCCAGUCAAUCAUCAACACCAGAAACGAACAACUCGUCUAACUCCAACACGACUAACAGCGAAAGAGAUUCAUUCGGAUGGCUGACGUGUACGAUGGGAGGCGCUCACCCGGCGCGGCGCCUGUUGCUGACGCAGAUCGCGGCGGGCGGCGCGCUGGCGGCGGCCGCGGCGCGCGCGCACGCGCUGCGCUCGGCCUUCGCGCUGCCGCCCUGCGCAUGCGGCGCCGCGCCCGCGCCCGCGCCGCACGCGCGAGCCGCCGCGCGCCGCCUGCUGCACCGCGCGCUGCAAAAGAAUAUCAAGAAGGAGGACGUUAAAGAGGAGGUCGCCGCGACGAACGGUUCGUCACCGGUCAAAUCGGAGAACGGCAAGAGUAGUCCCGUUGUCAGUUGGCUCUCGGAUAUGCCCCUCAAGACGCAAGCUGACGAUGAGAAAUCGGAAUCGAGCUCGUCAGACUCUGAAGAAGAAGGAAACUUCUCGACGUUGCGGGAGUUGCUCAUCCGGCCGGCUCCCGAGGGUGCCGAAACGCAACCUAAGAAAAAACAGAAAAAGAGUAGAGGCGACAUUCUCGAUGAUGUAAUUUCGAGUGUCGUCAAGGAGAAAAAAGAUGAGGACGGUGAAGUCAAACCGUUUGCACUCUCGAAUGUCGUUAAGCGAUAUGAGCGUAGUGGGCGUGGACGAGAGGAGCUUCCUAUACGUAUAAUGACACUAACAGAGUCCAAGUUGUUGUAUCCUGAUGUGCCGCACGCUUGGCUCUGCGAUGGCAAGCUGCUACACCUCACUGACCCCAUGCAUCCUGGAAAUUAUAAACCCUUCCAGGACCAGUGGAAACGUGGUCAACCGGUUCUAGUCUCAGACGUAUCGACGAUCCUCGAUAAGGAUUUAUGGAGCCCCGAAAGUUUCUCUCGAGAUUUCGGCGACACACGAGUGGACUUAGUCAACUGUGCGUCCGGUUUAGUCGUACCGUGCCAACUGGGUAAAAAGUUCUGGGACGGAUUCGACCUGGCGGCGAAGCGACUGAGAGACGAGCGCGGCGCUCCGAUGGUGCUCAAACUGAAAGAUUGGCCCCCGGGCGAGGACUUCGCGGAACUUCUCCCCGCGCGCUUCGACGAUCUCAUGCGCGCUCUGCCCCUCGGCGAGUACACGUCCCGCCACGGGAAGCUGAAUCUUGCCGCUCGGCUCCCCGAGUGCUUCGUGCGGCCCGACCUGGGCCCCAAGAUGUACACCGCGUACGGCGGGGCCGGCGGCACCACCAACCUGCACCUGGACGUGAGCGACGCCGUCAACGUGAUGGUGCACGCCAGCGCGCCGGCCGACGCGCCCGAGCGCGCGCGGGAGGCGGCGCGCGCGGCCGAGGAGGCGGGCGUCGACGUGCUGUCGCGGCGCAGGGCUCGCCAGAAGCCGCCGGCUGCCCUCUGGCACAUCUACGCCGCCAAGGACGCGGACAAGAUCCGGGACUUCUUGGUGCGAGCGGAGUUGGAACGCGGCGCUAGGCCGCGGCCGCAGCACGACCCGGUGCACGACCAGACUUGGUAUCUGGACGCGGCGCUGCGCGAGCGGCUGUACCGGGAGUACGGUGUGGAGGGGUACCCGAUCCUGCAGUGCCCCGGCGAUGCCGUCUUCAUUCCGGCCGGGGCCCCGCAUCAGGUCCGGAACCUGCUGGACUGCAUCAAGGUCGCCGAGGACUUCGUCUCGCCCGAGAACGUUUCGCGGUGUUUCGAGCUCGCUCAGCAGUUCAGGAGACUGUCCCGGCAGCACUCGAACAAGGAGGACAAGCUACAGAUUAAGAAUAUCGUGUAUCACGCGGUAAAGGAUUCUCUGUGCUGCCUCGAGGAGGCGCUCGCCGAAGAAAAGUGA